Molecule: messenger RNA, 7793 nt
Organism: Scleropages formosus (Asian bonytongue)
Lineage: Eukaryota; Metazoa; Chordata; Actinopteri; Osteoglossiformes; Osteoglossidae
Product: PDZ domain-containing protein 2-like
Exons: 24
Coding region: 1-7470 (2489 amino acids)
Molecular function (GO): protein binding
Source: RefSeq, a predicted model, not a curated record
AUGCCCAUCACACAGGAGAAUGCCCUGAGCCACCUGGCCUUGCUUGAGCGCUGGCUGGGGGAGCAGGGACCACCAGCGCCGCCCGGCGAAGAGCCACCGUGCCGGGCGGCCGUGCACAAGCUGGCCGCGUACAUCCAGCUGAACUUUGCCGAGGAGGAAGCCGGCGCAAGGGCGGCCGAGGUGUCAGAUGCAGACGUGCAGGCUAUCUGUCUCACCAGACAGGAGGGGGACACCGCCGAUUUCGGGCUCAGCUUCGGCAACAUCCCUAUUUUUGGGGACCCGGAUGGCAAGAAGAAAGGGGGGCGGCGGAGACGCAGGAAGGGGGACAGGGGUCCCGUGCUGGAAGUGGGCUGCAUUUGGGUGACAGAGGUGAAGAAGAACAGCCCCGCUGCCCGCUGCGGGGGCAUCAAACUGCGGGACGAGCUGCUGUCACUCAACGGCCAGCUCAUGGUGGGGGUGGACGUCAGCGGAGCCAGUUACCUGGCUGACCAGUGCUGGAAUGGCGGCGUCAUCUACUUGAUCAUGCUGCGUCGGAUCAAACGCAAGGCCCCUCUCCCUCCCUGCAGCGGUGGCGUUGGAACCGGUGACGGCGGGGCCAUCGCCGAGCACCGCCACAGCGUCUCGUUUGAUUCCGGGGGCGUCCCCACCCAGAAUGGCAAGCGCACCCGCAAGCUGGGGGUGGUGUCCCGCUGCUCCCUGCCCCGCGCCCUCUGGCUGGAGAACGGCUACGGCUCCUCCGCCGAGACGGAGCCCCCAUCUCCGGAUGUGGAAGGCCUCGUGGACACGUGCUCGGAAGCAGGGUCCGUGGUCUCCCGGUCCCUAGGUGCGCUUGGCGAUGGAGACGCCCCCCUACCCGCCGACCACCCCCGCCUCCGGCAGUCUGAGAGCUGCAGGACCGAGUCCCUGAGCAGUGAGCUGUCCGCUCAGCUCAGGGAAGGAAGUCGGAUCUGGAAGAUGCACAUGGUGAAGGGGCAGGAUGGACUGGGAAUCCAGAUCACGGGGGGCCGGGGUUCCAAGCGCUCUCCUCACGGCAUCAUCGUGGCCCACAUAGAGGACGGAGGAGCCACCCAGAGGGACGGCCGUCUGAAGGUGGGCGACGAGCUGCUUAUGGUCAACGGGCAGUCCCUGGUGGGACUCUCGCACCAGGAAGCUGUGGCCAUCCUGCGCUCCACUGCCGGACUAGUUCAGCUGGUGGUGGCCAGCAGGGAGGAGUCCGACGUCGACUUUCUCAAGUACCCCUCCACCAGCCUGCCGGACCUUGUGAGCACGUGCUCGACGCAGGGUGCGGCGGCGCCCCCCGAGGACGGCCAGGACGGCACGCAUUCGGAAGCAGGGGACGUGCCUCCCGUCAGCCGCUGUCCGACGGCCCGGCCCACGUUUGCAGAAGCAGAUAAAGUUGAAGAGGCGGGACACGCCGAAGGACCCAAGUCAGCCUGCCGCAGCCCGACGACGGUGAAAUUCCGAAGUCGAUCCCAAGGAGGAAGCUGGCGGUUACAAUCGGUCGGCGAGAACGACGAGCUGGUCGUGGAGAACGGCGAUUCCGUGUUUGACAUGGCGGACAAGGGGGUGGUGCGCGGGGUUCGAAAGCACUCGCUACCCCAGCAGCCCGACGCCGUGGGACUUCGUCAGGAAUAUCAAAUCAAGAAGUCGGCGCGCUCCCUCAGCACGGUUCAAGUGGAGUCGCCAUGGCGACUGGCCCAUCCAUCUAUUAUCUCCAACAUUGUCCUGAUGAAAGGUCAGGGCAAGGGCCUCGGAUUCAGUAUCGUUGGGGGACAAGACUCUGCCCGUGGACGCAUGGGGAUUUUCGUCAAGACCAUUUUCUCCAACGGGGCGGCAGCUGCGGACGGGAGACUGAAGGAGGGGGAUGAGAUUCUCGAGGUGAAUGGGGAGUCUCUUCAAGGCCUCACUCACCAGCAGGCCAUCCAGACCUUCAAGCAACUGAAGAAAGGUGUCGUGACCCUGACGGUGCGCACACGUCUGCGCAGCCCCAGCCUCGCACCCUGGCCCAAGCCUAUCCUGCUAAGCCACUCGGGCCCCCAGCAGUGCGGUGCCGAAGGGGGGGCGCUCCCGGCAGCGGGGGCUGAAGAUGGGGACGCGGCCCCCCGCAAGGGACCCGGACCCAAGGACCGCAUCGUGAUGGAGGUGACGCUUCAUAAAGAGGAGGGUGUUGGGCUCGGGAUCGGGGCCUGCUGCCUCACGCCGGAGAACAGCGCGCCCGGCAUCUACAUCCACAGUUUGUCCCCGGGGUCCGUCGCCAAGAUGGACGGGAGGCUCAGCCGUGGCGACCAGAUCCUUGAGGUGGACUCCGUGAGCCUCCGGCACGCGGCCCUCAGCGAGGCCUACGCCAUCCUGAGCGAGUGCGGCCCCGGCCCGGUUAGCCUCAUCAUCAGCCGGCACCCCAACCCAAAGGUCUCGGAGCAAGAGAUGGACGAAGUGAUCACGCGGACGACGCACAGGGAGCGAGAGUCGAGGGACGCCGCCUCCUCACACACGCUCGUCCAUUCAAGCAAAAGUCUGCCUUCCACGGUGACGGGCAAAAAGAGCGAUGGAUCUUCGCCACUCAGUUGGACGAUGAAACGAUUCCUGGAGCCGGCGAGCCGGGCGUCUCUCAGCUCGGAAAGUGAGUUCUCCCAGUACUUCCCGCACGAGCCACCCAGCCCGACCGACGUCAUGGCGACGAACCCCACCGGCUAUGCCUGCAGGGACGCACCCUGGGUGGGCCUGGACCGCGGCCAUCUGAACCGGCUCCACGAGACGGUGCGUCAGACAAGCGUGGACAGCAGCCCCGGGUCGGUGCGGAGCCCCCUCGCCCGCCAGCACCGCAUCUCCUUUUGCGAGGAUGACUGCAGCGACUACGGCAGCGAUCCUCCGCCCGCCGAGGGGAACGGCGCUUUUUACCGGGAAGCCCGACCGACGGGAGAUGAGGACAAGGGCGCCGGCGAGGAUGACUCGGGCAUUGGGAUCGCCGCAUCUCCGGUCGAGGUCAACGAGGAGGGCCGGGACGGCGGCGAGCAGAGGAGCGAAGCGUCCACUCCGCUCUAUGGUGGAUCCGUCGGGUCGGAGGAGGCGCACUUCCUUCCCACCUCCGACUCGGACCGCGGAGGCGCCAACGUGGCGGGUGACCCUGGUCCUGGUGAGGACCCCCCGUAUAACAGGCAGCCUGAACCCAGGCAUUCCCCCAGACUUGAGGUGAAAAAUGUCAAGAGCCCGAUGGGCCAGGAGCAGCCCAGCCAGCCACCGUCCACCCAGCACCCCGAAGGGCAGGAGCCGCACCCUCUGCCCACCCGCACGACCCCAUGUCCUACCGGCUGCCCACUGCCCCACUGCAGCAAAGGGGAGGCGAGUGAGCUGGCUGGUGUCUUCACCAUCGAGACCGUGGUGCUGACGAGAGCUGAAUCGGAGUCCUUCGGCUUGGACCUGGAGAUCAAGUCGUGCCCCCUGAAGGUGCUGGUCACAGGGCUGCGGCCAGGAGGGGCAGCAGAGAGGGAGUCCAUGGGCAAGAUCUGCGUUGGGGACGAGAUAGUGAUGAUAGGGGACGUUGACGUCUCCGUUUCCUCCUAUCGAGAGGUCUGCGAGCUCAUGCACAACCUCCCAGUGACCCUCACUUUAGAGCUUAAAAAGCCAGUUUCGGCUACAGAACGACUGUCUAGUCUGAUGAUAUCAUCAGGCCGUGAUGGGAUUCCUAGAACGGAGAUCUCCAAAACUCCAUCUGAGGAUACUGACAGCAACCAGAAGGACAAAGACAGCAAAUAUGUAGGAAAGUCUACUGUGGAGAUGAAUCCAGAACCCAAAGAUAGAAAUGCUGUGACCAGCACUGAUGAUUUUAUACCAGAUUUAAAGUCACCAGAGGCUGUUCCAAAAAACAACGAUGGAGAUGUUUGUUUGAGUUUACAUAGUGACAGUACUGCCUACGAGCCAGGUAGUAACUUGGUAGGAGUUGAUGGGACUGAUUGUGAUAAGUCUUCACCAAGACCAGAUGUUCUGGAUUUCCCAGUUUUAGAUCCAGGAAACAAAAGUUUGCUACUCCCUGCAGAUAAAACAUUUUUGAACAAUUAUUCUAGAAAUUUCAGUAAUUUGAAUGAAGAGGACACCUCUGUAUCCAGUUCUGAUGUUGAGGACAGACACCGUUGUGUCUUGCGCUCCAUGUACAGUCUGCUGGAGAGUGAUUCAGAGAGCGAUUCUGCUGCUGAACCUGCUGGCAAGACAAAUGCUGCACAGAAUGCCGAUCAAGACUGUACUACGAAUGAGGUGACAGACUCUGAGGAAGAAGUGGUGGAAAUAUGUCACUUUGAAUUUGAACCCUCUGACUCUUUCACUCAGAAUAUGAAACAAAAAUUCAACAACGGGCCUUCAAAUUCACCUUCUCAGCACAUGAACCGAGACUGCCGUAGUGUAAAGGAAGUGGAUUCCAUGGAUGUGGGACCGGAGGACCCUCUACUGCCUUUACAGGAUAAGAUCUCCCCAAACCCCACUCCUUCCUGCCAAACAGACCAAGCACUGAACUUGCAACUGUGUAAACCUCAGGAAACCGAGUGCCCUCCCGCACCAUCCUGCUCCAGAGAACUGAGCCCUGAUCCAGCUAAUUUUUCAGUAUCUCCCAAAAAGGAAUCAAAAUCCCCAACUCCUCCGCUCAUGGGUAUCUUUUUCCCACCGAUGAAAGAAAACAACAGACGAGAGGAGAAAACAGCAUGUCAAUCCUCCAAGCACAUUAUGUCAAUUCCCAGUGCGGGGACAACAGACAGCUGUGAGAACAGUGUUAGCAAGUCAGGCAAUGCGAUGGUCCAGCACCUGACUCCAUGUAUGACAGCUCAACUGAAGGAAUUGCUGUCCUCGCCUAAAUCCUCGGAUCAGUGUUUUUCAUCCAAACCAGCAGCAACAGAAUCAACGGAUCCCCUUCGAGACAACAGCAAGGCAUCCAGAAGUGUAUCGUCUCCUUUAACAUCAAAUGGCAAGGAAACGGAGAAUCCUCAAAUUUCUGAUGAUUCCAAACGGUGUGUACCCCAGACAAAAAUCAAUUCAACUGUACACUUGUCCACGAGACCAGAGAGCAGUUCACCGAAAAACGGCAACAGCACGUUGUCUGUAUCCAACAGCAGCCUCAGACAUCAACACAUAAUGGACAACACAAUGACCUCUUCACCCAAGCUGAUGGCUACUAUUAUUAAAAGCAAAGAUAGCACAGAAGACCAAACUGUCAUGAAACAAUCCAAAGUUGAAAGCUUUGCAAAGAAGACAACCUCAGUUUCAUGUCAGUCACCCAACGUCCAAACUAAGGAAGUGCUAUUAGUAAGCGGAGAGCCAGGGAAAAGUACCACAACGUGUCUGGACUCAUAUAACCGUCAAAAAAAUAUGGCUGUAUUCAAGUCGGACAACUUACCUUGGGAAAAUAAAAAGUUACUGGUGGAUUCUUCACACAUAGUACCUGUUGGAGAUAAAGAAAAAGAUUGCAAAGCUGACAAAACACGGGGAGGUCUACAGCCUUCUCAGAAGAAAUUAUCUGAAGCUUUCUCAAAGCCCAAGGAUGGGCUGAAACUAAGGCCCACUCAGCGGAGUUUCAUUGAGGUGCGACUCUCAUCUCCACCCUCCUCUUCAGUGUCCACCCCUGUUUUGAGACCAAAGGGAAUUCGAGAGAAAGUUGAGACCAACUCCAGCUCAUCCCAUACAGCUGGGGAGGGCCACCUGUCACCAAAGAAUAAUUUCUCAGGGAAUACUGAGAGCUUUGCAUUAUCUACAAUUACUGGAAACUGUCCGAAGGAAUCUAAAACCCCUCUUGGAAUGCCAAAGUCUGGGAGUAAUGUGGGUAUAGAUCCACCAGUGGUACCACAAAAAAACAAUGCUGGCCAAAACAACAAUGAAGUACAAAACAAAGAGUUCAAAACCGAUACCAUAACAGAGAAAGGUGAACUAACCAAGGCCAUCCAGACUAUGCCAGUAAACAAAGACUUCAAUGCCAAUAACAUAAUGGAGAAAAGUGAAAAAUUCAUGGUCGGCCAAACCAAGCCCCAUCAUCUCAAGCUGACACGUCGAAGUUACUCCACGGACACUAAUGGAUCCCUAGAUCCCAACUCUUCUGUACGGCAAAGGAUCAAGUCCUUUGAGAAUCUGGCCAGCUUUGACAAGACCGUCAUCCGAUGCAUUGAGAUUCAGUCCUAUGCAUCCAAACCUCCAUUGAACAGGAGGUUUUCUGGUUACGUAGCAUCUGGGAGCUCUCACUCGUUUGACAGUCGGUCCUUUAGGAGGAGCAUAAGUGCCUCCUCUUCGACCCCCAGUCGAGAUCCUCUUGUGCUAGAGAAGGCUGUGGAUGUUACUCCUGAGGUGGAACCAGGCCACAUGCCGCAGACACCCCCCGUGGUGCGGAGCAGGGCAGUCCGAGGUCGUUCCAACCUCUCUCGCUCUCGAUUGAGGGAGGUGAGGGCGCUGAGUAUGCCUGACCUAGACAAACUUUGCACUGAAGACUUUUCCAAUGAGUCGAGCAUGGCUACUUUCAAAACGGAGCUUGAGGUACGGCCCCGGAAAGCUGCAGAAAUCCUACCAGAUCCCCCGGAUAGUCCAAAUUCCACAGCCUCCAAUAAUUCUGACCUCACUGUUGUGGGGCUGAACAGGAAGUCGGUACCUGAGCUGGUGAUUGAUGAAGAUCCUGCUCAGAACAAGACUAGUGACCAGCAGACUCCCGACAACUGGUCUACCAGUUUAAGUGAGCUGUGUAUGUCCCCCAUGGUCCAGCGCAAGGUCCAGGAUAUUCUGAGCUCCCUGAACCCUAAAGCAGAAUUGACUCAAGACAUCAAGGUGAUGGCUAAGGAUAAAGAAGAUAUUCAUUUUGUGGUCUUAGCUAAAGAAGAAGGCUCUGGCCUGGGUUUCAGCAUUGCUGGGGGAGUGGACUUAGAGCAGAAAUCAGUCACGGUCCAUCGUGUCUUCUCCAGAGGAGCAGCUGCUUUGGAAGGUACCAUCCAGAGGGGGGACAGCAUACUGUCUAUCAACGGCACUCCUUUGGGAGGGACCACGCACGGCGAGGCCUUGUCCUGCCUCCAUAAGGCUCGGCUGCCCAGAAAAGCCCUGGUUGUAAUCCAGAGGGGAAAGGAAGCGGAGCCCCCAUCCCCCCGACAUACCCUACCCAGCAGGACAGGGAAGCCUGGGUCCACAAGAGACCUUCCAGUGGAGACAGGACCAGCUAUGGAGGUGGGUCCUGACGGAGCACUCUGUGUGGCUCUCCAGAAGACCUCUGCAGGCCUGGGUUUCAGCCUGGAAGGGGGGAAAGCCUCAGCACAGGGGGACAAGCCCCUCAUUGUCAAGCGCUUGUUCAAGGGUGGCGCUGCAGAGCUCUCGGGUGUAGUUGACACCGGAGACGAAGUCCUGGCCAUCAAUGGCCGACCACUGCAGGGGCUCAUGCACUAUGACGCCUGGAACGUUAUCAAGACUGUUUCCGAUGGCGCGGUGCAGUUGGUCAUACGGAAACCCAGGACUUCAGUAUGACCGUGGGAGCGCUUCUGGUCGAGCAGUGUGGAACGGAGAGAACCAAGGUCUUUCUACUGCAGUAAAUCCAGAGAGGAGGUGUGAAGCCUCCUCCUCCUCUUCCCUUAUGUGGAAGACCAGUGCUCUUGAAAUACAUUAUAUAAGCUUUUCCACUGUAUAUGUUUUUCUCCACCACAGCAGAACACAGCUUAAUCCUUCACAUGGAUCACAUUAUGAUUUACUACAGUAAAAGGAGAAGUUCACUUUUGUUCCCAAUAACAGCCUGUGUGUGUGUGUGUGUGUGUGUGUGUGUGUGUGUGUGUGUGUGUGCACGCGCGCGCGUG